Molecule: messenger RNA, 1482 nt
Organism: Penicillium brevicompactum
Lineage: Eukaryota; Fungi; Ascomycota; Eurotiomycetes; Eurotiales; Aspergillaceae
Product: WD repeat PRP19 family protein
Exons: 4
Coding region: 1-1482 (493 amino acids)
Biological process (GO): protein ubiquitination; mRNA splicing, via spliceosome; DNA repair
Cellular component (GO): Prp19 complex; U2-type catalytic step 1 spliceosome; cytoplasm
Molecular function (GO): protein binding; ubiquitin protein ligase activity
Source: RefSeq, a predicted model, not a curated record
AUGCUUUGUGCUAUCUCUGGAGAGGCACCUCAAGUGCCCGUUGUCUCCCCCAAGAGCGGCAGUGUCUUCGAAAAGCGCCUCAUCGAGGCAUACGUUGCCGAACAUGGCAAGGAUCCCGUGAACGGCGAAGAACUCAGCACUGAGGACUUGAUCAACGUCAAGUCGCAGCGCGUCGUUCGCCCUCGACCUCCUACUCUCACAUCUAUCCCGUCGCUUCUCAGCGUGUUCCAGGAAGAAUGGGAUGCACUUGCUUUGGAAACAUACACUUUGCAACAGAACUUGGCACAGACAAGGCGCGAGCUGAGCUCGGCCCUCUACCAGCACGAUGCUGCAGUGCGAGUCAUUGCGCGCCUGACCCAGGAGAGAGAUGAGGCUCGUGAGGCACUUUCCAAUGUCUCUGUCGGUGCCGCCCGCGCGGGUGGCGAUGCUAUGCAGGUGGACUCUACAGGCUUGCCCCAGGCAGUGCUGGAGCGGAUUGAAAGCACACAAGCAGCACUUUCUAAGACCCGCCGCAAGCGCGCGGUUCCCGAGAACUGGGCCUCAAGUGAGGCAAUCUCUACAUUCAAGCCAACUGAGACCUCCGAUGCUCUAUACCCCGGUGCCCGUGCCCUCUCUGUCAACUCGAAUGGUGAGCUGGCUCUUGUUGGAGGUGUUGAUGGUGUGGUCGGUGUCUACUCCCUUGCUCAGAAGAGCGUGGUCCAGACGCUGCAGACAGAUGGACCUGUCACCGAUGCCAAGUGGGCAGGCGAGAAGGCUGUGGUUGGCUCAGCUACAGGCUCUGUUAAGGUCUUUGAGAAUGGCGCUGAGGUUGCAAGCUUCAAGGCCCACGCCGGAGAGGUCACUGCUGUGGCGGUCCACGCUACUGGUGAUAUUGUCGCCUCUGUUGGUGUUGACAAGAGCUAUGUCAUUUACGACCUUGCCACCAACACCGUUGCAUCCCAGAUUUUCACUGGAGCAGGUAAGAAUACAUCUUCCAUCGGACAGUUUGGAUCAAAUGCUAACGAGUUCCGUACAGCUCUAUUGUCCGUCAACUUCCACCCAGAUGGUCACUUGAUCGCGGCCGGUGGUGCCGAUGCACAGGUCAAGAUCUUCGAUGUCAAGACUGGCGCUGCUGCCGCGGACUACACAAUGUCAGGCCCCGUCAAAUCUUUGUUCUUCUCUGAGAAUGGUACUUUCUUGGCCGCCGUGGCCGACAAGUCUACCACUGUCUCCAUUUGGGAUCUCCGCAGCUCCAAGAAAAUCAAGGUGCUGGAGACAGGCAGCCAGAUCAACUCCAUCUUCUGGGACUACACUGGCCAAUUCCUUCUUACUGGUGGACCUGGUGGAGUGACCGUUCAGCAGUUCUCCAAGGCCGCGAAGACAUGGUCAGAGCCAUUGCGCAGCGCGGUGCCUGCUGCUUCUGUGGCUUGGGGAUCCGCUGCCCAGAGCAUUGUGGCUCUGAACGAGGCGGGCGCUGUCACAGUUCUGGCAGCACAGUCAUGA